Molecule: messenger RNA, 390 nt
Organism: Phialemonium atrogriseum
Lineage: Eukaryota; Fungi; Ascomycota; Sordariomycetes; Cephalothecales; Cephalothecaceae
Exons: 2
Coding region: 1-390 (129 amino acids)
Source: RefSeq, a predicted model, not a curated record
AUGGCCGAGGACGAUAUUCUCUGCUUCGCACAAGACCCCCUGUAUGAGGACGCGGACAAGACGGUGCUCGCCGAGACGGGAAUCUCGGUUCUCGAGAACCCUCUGGCCUUUCUCGAGGUGGACGAUACGAGCCUCGUGUUCUCCCUGUCGCCGGAAACACCGGUACGGCAAAUCGUGGCUGAUAUUGCCCUGCCGGCCAUCAUGAUCUGGAACCGCGUCGAAAAGGUCAGGCGAAAGCCAGACUGGGUCGGCCAUACGGAGUGCGAGGAUAAUAUAUCGCCAAGGGUGACAGAGAUGAUCAACAGACAUUACGCCGAGCUGGACUUUCCCGAGGACACCCGGCAUUUCAGCAGGCAUUUGGCUAUCUACGUUAGAAGGUCGGAUUCUUAA